AUCGCGGCCAUCAUAGGCUCAGUUCAGUGAGUUUGGUCAGUCGGGUUCAGUUCGGUUUCUAGUCGGUUCCAGUUGAGUCGGUGAUGUUAACGUUGGUGUUCAUUACGCAUUCUAGGAAAAAUCAACGCGUAAAGGGCGUGUAAAAUGCACGAGUGCUGGAGUUCUCGGACUCUUGGCUCGGUCACGGCCUCGGCCUCGAUGACGCUGCCGGGAGCGAUGAGCGCGUGGAACGCGAGUAGCAGCGUGCGGAUACAAUAGAGAGUGGCUUAGUCGAAAGCAUCGAAAGCAUCGUGCUGCCAGGACAAGACGAAGAUGUUCGCGUUUUGAGGAACCGUGCCGUCCUAAGGAACCGAACCACGGAUUAACCGAUCUUGGCUAAUUUCUUGUGAUUGCUCAGCAGACGAUGCUCUUUGAAAAUCCCAUGAACUUUUCUUAAACGAGCGCGUGUGACUCUCGAGCAUUCGGUGAAAUGUUUUCAUCGCCGGCGUCAGCGGUGGGCGAGCCAUCGGGCUACGAUUUUCAGAAAGAGGAGAACGCUGCCAAGUGGAAGGGAGUGUUUGUCAACUCCCUGCGCAAGGUACUAGAACAAGUACAUCCUAGUCUUGAAGCUCGACAAGAUGCCUUAGACUAUGUGGAAAGUUUAAUUUUGAGAAUGCUAGGCAUGCUUUGUGGACAUCCACCUCCUCAGACUCCUCAAGAUGUAGAGGAAAGAGUAAGACGGACGUUUCCUACACCUAUUGACAGAUGGGCUCUUCGUGAUGCGAGAGACGCUUUAGAGAAGGGAAAAAAGAAGUCGCCAUUAGUACUACCAGUUGAUAAGAUUCAUCAAUUAUUACAAAAGGAAGUAUUACAGCACAAAAUUGAUUCGCAAGUUAGCUUGUUUGUCGUGGGUGUUUUGGAAUACAUUUCUGCUGAUAUUUUGAAGCUAGCUGGAAAUUAUGUGAAGAAUAUUCGUCAUGUAGAAAUUUCAUGUGAAGACAUAAGAGUCGCGAUGUACGCAGAUAUGGUACUGAUGGACAUGUUUUAUCAAGAUGAUUGUACGGAAGGUCAGCAAAGUAGUUUGGGCACAGUUGUUUCGCAGACUUAUGAAGAGUCUGUUCGAGAUCUCAUUCAUGAUGAACGACAUUAUAUUCGUGAUUUACAUAUGAUUAUUAAGGUAUUUCGUGAAGAAAUUGCGAAAUUAUCGCAAAAUAAGAGCGAACUUGAGACGCUUUUCAGUAAUAUUACGGAUAUUUAUGAAGUUACUAUGACAUUACUCGGCAGUUUAGAAGAUAUAAUGGAAAUUACGGAAGAGAAACAAACACCUACGGUUAGUUCGUGCUUUGAAGAAUUAGCAGAGGCAGCAGAGUUUGAUGUUUAUAUAAGAUAUGCAAAAGAUAUUAAUAGUUCAGCUAGUCGGGAAGUUUUAACAAAUUUAUUGUCAAGACCGGAAGCUAGUACAGCUUUGCGAGCAGCAGGUCAUGGUUUUAAGGAGGCUGUUAAAUAUUAUCUGCCAAAACUAUUAUUGCAACCUAUAUGGCAUUGCUUCUUGUAUUUUGAUUAUAUAAAGGUUUUACACAAACGCACAUCUAAUACAGAAGAUAGCGAAACUCUGGAACAGGUGCAAGGUUUAUUGAGACCAUUACAAAUGGAAUUAAUGCAAUCUGUAGCAAGUCUUCCGAAAAAGGAUAAAGGUUUACGAAUGCAGAGCAGGGCAAGGAGACAAGCGGCACUAGAGAAAACUAGUGAAUUACAAAAGACUGUAGAUGGUUGGGAUCAGCGAGAUAUCGGGCAGUGUUGCAAUGAAUUUAUUAGAGAGGAUACAUUGAAAAAGGUGGCUAGUAAUGGACGGAGAUUAACAGAAAGAAAAGCCUUGUUAUUUGACGGUUUACUAGUAUUGUGUAAACCAACUGGUAGUAAAAGAGUCAGUGUUACUGUUGCAGCAGGUAUUGUUGCAGUCGGUGGACAUUCGACUCACCAAGGUGAACUUCGAUUGAAAGAGAGACUUUUUAUUAGAAAAGUCGAUAUUAUCGAUAGAGAAGAUACCGAAGAAUUAAAAAAUGCUUUUGAAAUUGCACCAAGGGACCAUCCUAAUGUUAUUCUUGUUGCCAAAUCUGUCGAAGAUAAGAAUAAUUGGAUGGCAGAUUUAGUGAUGUUGAAUACAAAAAGUAUGUUAGAAAGAACUUUAGAUAGUAUCCUCUUGGAUGAGGAAAGAAAGCACCCAUUGAGGCUACCUCCAUCUCAUUUGUAUAAAUUUACUGAACAAGAUAGUCCAGAAAAUAUUGUUUUGGAGGCUAGGGAAAAUGGUGGUGUUCCCUUGAUUAAAGGCGCAACUUUGAUAAAAUUAGUAGAAAGAUUAACUUAUCAUAUAUAUGCUGAUCCAGCUUUUGUAAGAACAUUCCUUACUACUUACAGGAGUUUUUGCUCCCCUCAAGAAUUAUUAGCAUUGCUAAUAGAAAGAUUCGAUAUACCAGAUCCUUCAUUAGUCUAUGGUGAAGAAGAAAAACCUUCUGUAUGUAAGACGGUCAGAGAAGAUUGGAAAAGAUAUAGGAAAGAAUUUUGUCAGCCGGUACAGUUUAGAGUUUUGAACGUUUUAAGACAUUGGGUGGACCAUCAUUUUUACGAUUUUGAACGUGAUAGAAAUCUUUUGGAAAGAUUGCAACUGUUUUUGGAUACAGUUAGUGGUAAGUCUAUGCGGAAGUGGGUUGAUUCAGUAAUAAAAAUCGUUCAAAGAAAAUGCGAACCGUCAGAACAACGACCUAUCACAUUUAGUUUUGAACGAUCUCCUCCAUCAAUUGAGUGGCAUCUUAAAGUUCCUGAGGAUGAAUAUGGAAUACUUACGUUACAUCCUAUCGAAUUAGCAAGACAGUUGACGCUAUUAGAGUUUGAGUUGUAUAAAACAGUAAAGCCUUCCGAGUUAGUUGGAUCUGUAUGGACAAAAAAGGAUAAGGAAAAGACAUCACCGAAUUUGCUAAAAAUGAUUAAGCAUACAACAAAUUUCACAAGAUGGUUAGAAAAGACAAUAGUAGAAGCUGAAAAUUUUGACGAGAGAGUAGCCAUUGUAUCACGUGCAAUCGAAAUAAUGAUGGUGCUGCAAGAUCUCAAUAAUUUUAAUGGCGUUCUGGCCAUUGUCAGUGCCAUGGGAUCGGCUUCGGUUUUUAGAUUAAAAUUUACAUUUCAACAAUUAAACGCACGAUUAGAAAAAGCGUUGGAAGAAGCACGAGAGCUUAACAAUGAUCAUUUUCGAAAAUAUCAAGAGAAACUAAGAUCUAUUAAUCCACCUUGUGUACCAUUCUUUGGAAUGUACUUGACUAAUAUUCUGCAUAUUGAAGAAGGAAAUUCAGAUUAUUUACCGGGCACGGAGCUAAUUAAUUUUAGCAAACGGAGAAAAGUAGCAGAAAUAACUGGUGAAAUACAACAGUAUCAGAAUCAACCCUAUUGUCUUUCAGUGGAGUUUAAAAUAAGACAAUUUCUUGAAAACCUGUGUCCUUUUGAUCCUAAUAUGAAAGAUGCGGAUAUAAGCAAUUAUUUGUAUAAUAAAAGUUUAGAAAUAGAACCAAGAGGAUGUAGGCAGCCUCCACGAUUCCCGCGUAAAUGGCCAGAAUUGAAUUUGAAAUCGCCAGGAAUUAAAGCUAGAACCGGAAGAUUACCAGCUCCGUUACACGUGGUAACAUCCAACAUAAGAUUACAUGAUUCUUCAGCGGACACGCUUUCCCACGAAUUACCGGAAACACCUCCGCAUGGACCACACCUUCCCACAGUUCCACAGGAUCACAGCGUUUUUGCGCCUGUUAUGUUUCCUGCUGCGCCACUUCCGGCAUCACCUAGUCCAUCUGUCAGCAUGUCGGCGCUUUCGAUUGCUUCGUCGAGUAGCCCUCAAUCGCCUGGUCCUUUCUUUACUCAUCAAAGUAAUCAUUUCAUCUUUAAUGCCAGCACUAUAAACAUGAUAAGUGCUCCAACGUGUCUACCGUUGCCAGGUGGAAGCCCCAGUGCAAUACCAACGCCAUCGUCGCCUGAUAUACCUCCUAACCAAUCUCCACCACCGCUACCACCUAGAAUACCAUCUAAACGACGAGAAAAUUCAUGUAGCGAAUCACCACAACAAGUAAAACAAGUUCCAAACAGACCAAUUCUUCCUCCGAGAGAUGAUAUCUCGCCACCGCCGUUACCACCACGACUUCCAGCAACUCUAAAUCCAAGUAGUUCGGCAUUACUGACGCGCCGAAAUUCUACGUUAGAAAAUACAGGCUGUACUGUUGUUCAUUCACGGAGACAUAUGUCUUUCAAUAACCCUAGCCCUACAAAACCUCCACCAACGCAACCUAACGGAUCAGUGACACCGAAGUUACCACCAAAACCUUUACCUGGACGUCCACCUACUACCAUGUUUAAUUUCAGCGCUCCUCCCGGACCUAGCUAAGUGUUGCCUUUCCCAGUUUUAUUUUUUUACCUUGUUGAAAGAAACAUUUUCAGUCGCAGCUUAGUCAAUUCGGUAAGUAAAACUGGAAUCUUUCUUAUUGCACAAAUUAUUAAAAGAACAAUG
Trachymyrmex septentrionalis is the source of this 4522-nucleotide messenger RNA. RefSeq names its product protein son of sevenless (gene Sos). Gene Ontology annotation, biological process: positive regulation of GTPase activity; Ras protein signal transduction. Gene Ontology annotation, cellular component: plasma membrane; nucleosome. Lineage: Eukaryota; Metazoa; Arthropoda; Insecta; Hymenoptera; Formicidae. Bases 470 to 4399 code for a protein of 1309 amino acids. The record is from RefSeq and is a predicted model, not a curated record. Gene Ontology annotation, molecular function: guanyl-nucleotide exchange factor activity; structural constituent of chromatin; protein heterodimerization activity. The transcript has 20 exons.